AUGGAGAAGCAAGCAUACUCGGACGAUGACGCCCAGCUGGCGCAGAUGGGCCACAAGGCGGAAUUGAAGCGCCAAUUCUCACUAUUGUCAAUGCUGGGGCUGGCGUUCGCCAUUCUCAAUUCAUGGACUGCAUUGUCAGCCAGUUUAUCCCUCAGUUUGCCUUCUGGAGGCAGUGUGAGCGUUGUCUGGGGGCUGGUUACAGCUGGUAUUUGCAAUCUAUGCAUGGCUGCGUCGCUCGCCGAAUUUCUCUCGGCUUAUCCCACUGCUGGAGGUCAAUACCAUUGGGUUGCUGUCAUCUCGUGGGAACGCUGGGUGCCCAUCCUCUCUUGGAUCACAGGCUGGGUCAACUGCUCCGGAUGGGUAGCCCUGGUGGCUACCGGUGGUCUGCUGGGCAGUCAGCUCAUCCUGGGCGUGAUUUCAUUGAUGAGCCCGACAUAUGAGGCCCAACGCUGGCAUCAGUUUUUGAUCUACAUCGCAUACAACUUGUUUGCAUUUACUAUCAACAGUCUCUUGAACCGAAUUCUGCCUCUAUUCAACAAAGCCGCUUUCAUCUGGUCCCUUACGGGGUUCACCGUGAUCUGCAUCACCGUUCUUGCGUGCGCUUCGCCUAACUAUAACUCGGGAGACUUUGUGUUCCGGGAGUUCACCAACACAACCGGUUGGCCCGAUGGCAUCGCAUGGCUUCUUGGCCUCUUGCAAGGUGGACUUGGUGUGACUGGAUUUGACGGUGUUGCGCACAUGAUUGAGGAAAUCCCCAACCCCUCCGUUGAAGGCCCCAAGAUCAUGAUCGCCUGCGUCGGUAUCGGCACUGUGACCGGUACCAUUUUCUUGGUCGUCUUGCUCUUCGUGGCCGGUAACAUUGACGAUAUCAUUGCAUCCGCGGCCGGUCCUCUGCUCGCCAUUCUCAAGAACGCCACGCAGAACAAUGCUGGUGCGAUUUGUCUGUUAAUUUUCCCCCUGGUGUGUAUGCUCUUCGCAACCACUGCCAUCAUGACGACCAGCUGUCGCAUGUGCUACGCGUUUGCUCGAGAUGGCGGUCUUCCAUUUUCGCGCUUCUUCGCCAAGGUCCACCCCAAGUUGAAGGUUCCGUUGAACUCUCUCCUCCUGAACUUGGGCCUCGUCAUCGUCUUUGGCCUCAUCUUCUUGGGCUCGACUAGUGCCUUCAAUGCCAUCGUGUCCGCUUCGGUUGUGCUGCUGGAUCUGGCUUAUGGAAUCCCUAUUGCGAUCAAUUGCCUUCGGAGACGCAACACCCUCCCCGAGCGGCCCUUUGUUCUGCCCAACUGGCUUGGAUGGAUUUUGAACAUUGUGUCCCUGGUAUAUGUCACCUUGACAACUGUCCUCUUCCUCUUCCCUCCCGACCUUCCCGCCACCGGCAGCAACAUGAAUUACUGCGUGGCUGCCUUUGGUAUCGUGUUUGUCAUUUCCACGAUCACAUGGAUCUUUGACGGUCGCAAGAACUACUCUGGUCCUCGUAUCGAGGCUGAGGUUCUCUCUGGACAGGUUGGCGAAAACCCAGAUCAUGCGCCUAUCCCCGUGGUCGAACAAAAGUCGUAG
Penicillium diatomitis is the source of this 1554-nucleotide messenger RNA. RefSeq names its product GABA permease GabA. Gene Ontology annotation, biological process: amino acid transport; transmembrane transport. Gene Ontology annotation, cellular component: membrane. The record is from RefSeq and is a predicted model, not a curated record. Gene Ontology annotation, molecular function: transmembrane transporter activity. Bases 1 to 1554 code for a protein of 517 amino acids. The transcript has 16 exons. Lineage: Eukaryota; Fungi; Ascomycota; Eurotiomycetes; Eurotiales; Aspergillaceae.